Molecule: messenger RNA, 3647 nt
Organism: Ruditapes philippinarum (Manila clam)
Lineage: Eukaryota; Metazoa; Mollusca; Bivalvia; Venerida; Veneridae
Exons: 5
Coding region: 1-3594 (1197 amino acids)
Source: RefSeq, a predicted model, not a curated record
AUGAGUAUAGGAAAACCUGUAUUCAGCGGUCAGGAUGCUAAGUGUAAAAAUGUCAACGCUGAUUAUGCAACUUGCGAAGGAGAAAGCGCAGCAAAACAGCGAAGGAUUGAUAAUGACGAUGCCUCUGAUGUCUUUGAAAGAGUUGAAACCACGGAAAUGAAACGAGCCCCAACACACGCAUGCAGCAAAUGCGGCAAAUGUUUCAGUCGGAAUAACGAACGCUCUCGUCAUGAAAAGAAAUGUGACGGUCCAAAACAGAAGAAAACCGACGUAACUGUCUGCCAAAUUUGCAGGAAGUCGUUCAGUGACUACAGAAACAGGCUUAGACAUGAAAAAACAUUUGAUUCUGAGAGAGAGAGAGUUCAUGAAGGGACUGUGAGAAACACUUACAAUUUUCCCGUUCCCAGUCUGUUAAAUGUCAACCAGUUGAUUGAACAAAUAGAAUUUAUUUUUGAACAUAGCGCACAUUCUUUCAAAGUAAAUUUAUCCUUCGGUUUGAUUUUACAAAACGUUGAAACUGGAAUAUACAGAUAUUUUGUACCUUACUAUACGGAUGGUUUGUUUUUGUUUCCCCAGCUUAUCAGUAACAGAAAUGAUAUUGAAAAACUACGCAAACGUUUGUCCGAACUAGAUAUAUCAAAUUAUUUUCAAAAACAAAGGCCCAAUUCUAAAUGGAAACCAGUUUUUGUAACUAACGUACUAUAUCAUGUGCACAAAACAAGUUUCCCUUUAGGUAUGAGCCAACCUUUGCCGGACUACAUUGUGAAAUCUAAAAGUAUAAUUUCAUUUGUGAAAAAUCCUAAUACAAAACAAUUGUACGACGACAAUUUUUGCUUUUUUCGAUGCCUGGCGUAUCACAGAACAAAACGUAUUCACUGUGAAACAUUUGCAAACCAUCUUUAUAGUUUAUUGCUAAAGUAUGUUGCUGAAAAUCAGUUUAAAUCGUCUGAUGUUACACUAUGCAAAAUGCCAGACUUAGAACUUUGCUUCGAAACAAAUAUUAAUGUGUUUGAACUGACGAAAGACAAAACAGUCACCAGUUUAUAUAAAUCUAGAGGAUAUUUCCGUUCGAAAACCAUGACGUUGAAUCUGUUUGAAGACCAUUUGAGCUAUGUAUCUAAAUUUAAGUCAUAUGCCUCUAAAUUUCAAUGCCGACUUUGCGAGAAGUUGUUCGAUCGUCAAGAUAAUUUAUUCCGCCAUGAAAAGACUUGCGAAAACGCCACUAAAUUGCGAUUUCCAGGGGGCUAUUUCGAACAACCAAAAUCAAUUUUCGAUAAAUUAAAAGCUAUAGGCAUUAAUGUACAGUCGUCUCUGCAAAAUUACCCUUGGUUUGUAACUUUCGACAUGGAAGCAAUGUUGCAACACACUGAAACUAGGCAAACCAGCGAGCAUCUACAAAAGACAACUUUACAUCACCCAGUAUCGGUAAGUAUUUGUAGUAAUAUCGAAAAUUAUACAGAUCCAAAAUUUAUUUUAGAUCCGUGCUUAGAUUCGCUUUUGUCUCAGAUGAUCUCUUACAUGAAUGAAAUUUCAGACAAAAGUUAUACAUUGGCCCGUGAAAGAUGGGCGGACGUGUUUGCUGAAUUGGAACGAUUAGAAAAUCAAUGGGUCAAAACAGACACGAGUACUGCUGCUACUAAUCACGGUGGUGGUGGUGGUGGUGACAAUACUGCUGCUGUUGCUGAGGAUGAUGAUGAUGAAAAUGAAGAGGGUUUUGAUGAUGAUGUCAUUGAUGAUGAUGACGGUGGUGAAGCGAAGGAAUGUAACGAAUAUGAACCGCCAUCGAAAGAGUUUCUAUAUGCCAUGAGCAAGGAGAAUGUGUUCUUUAAAUGUUUGCAAAAUCUAGAGUCAACUGGUUCAUUCAAAGUGCAGUAUAAUGACUGGGAAAGCGAAAGCAAUAUGAAAGGUAGUGACAGUUCCGGAAGCGAUGAUGAUGAUGAUGAUGAUAUUCAGCCGUUUCGCCCGCUGAAUGCGAAAAAUACUUCCAGAAUAGUUAGUGAUGAUGAUGGUGAUGAUGAUGAUGGUGAUGAUGAUGAUGAUGAUGAUGAUAUUCAGCCGUUUCGCCCGCUGAAUGCGAAAAAUACUUCCAGAAUAGUUAGUGAUGAUGAUGGUGAUGAUGAUGAUGGUGAUGAUGAUGAUGAUGAUGAUGAUUACAGGACAUUUCCGGAAACAUCUAAAUUAAUGGUGAAUUUAAUUAAGCGUACCCGGGAACAGUUUGAAACAUACUGUCAUCAAGUACCGGUUAUAGGUUUUAACUCCGCAAAAUACGAUUUAAAUCUCAUAAAGUCCAAGCUAGCGAAAUGCCUCAAACUUCAAGAACCCAAACAACAGAAAUUUGUGGUUAAAAGAAAUCACGCAUAUAUGUGCUUGUCAAACCCAAAUCUGCGUUUUCUGGACAUGGUAAAUUACCUUCCACCUGGCACUUCAUAUGACAAGUUUCUCUCUACGUUUGGCGUUAGUCAGAGGAAGUCAUACUUCCCUUAUGAGUAUUUCACAGAUAUGGCAGUGCUGGAUGAAACGUCACUCCCUCCUAAGGAAGCUUUUUAUUCUUCCUUAAACACUCUGGCACUUUUAAACUUACACAUUCCACCGAAGUCGAGAGUAGAGGAAAAUUAUCAACAUCUGUUGGAAAUAUGGAAGCAAAAUAAUAUGAUUACGUUUCGGGAUUUUCUGGAACACUAUAACAAUUUAGACACUUCACCAAUGGUGGAAGGAAUUGAAAAAUUCAGGUCAUAUUUUGUAGAAAGGAACAUCGAUGUAUUCAAAGAUUGCAUUUCCGUUCCUGGUGCGGCCAGAAAAAUGCUGUAUAAAGCCGGAUUUGAUCAGGGAGCCUCAUUCGCUUUAAUAAACAGACAAGAUGAAGAUCUCUAUCAUGUCUUAAAGUCGAAUAUUGUUGGUGGACCUUCCAUUAUAUUUACCCGUUGUCUAGAGGCUGGUCAGACUAAUAUUAGAGGCAAUGAGCUUUAUCCCUGCAAGACAGUGAUCGGUUAUGAUGCCAAUAGCUUAUAUGUCCACGCGUUAGGCCAAGCGAUGCCUUGUGGUAAUUACAUUAGGCGUAAAAAAGAGAAUGGAUUUAAACCUUUGAAAACAUCACACAGAUAUACGAUCAUGUAUGACUGGAUGGAAUGGUUAAAUUAUUCACAGAACGUUCAAAUUGAACACAAAAUGAACUCAGGUAGCGAGAAAAGGAUAGGUCCCUACCUUGCGGACGGCUACGACCCAAUCACGGGCGUCAUCUAUGAAUUCCUCGGUUGUUAUUUUCAUGGUCAUUCUUGUGUAACACCCGAACACCUCGAACAACAUAAACAAAGGUUUAACAGAACACAGGAAAGAUUGGCUUACCUGCGCAGUCUCGAUUACCAAAUAGUUAUAAUUUGGGAAUGCGAAUUUACAGGACAGGUUAAAGAAAAUGACACCAUGAAACAGUUUAUCGACCAACGAUAUCCCAUUUUUUACAGGGAAAAUUCAGGCUACGUGAAUGAAUCUCAAAUUCUCGACGCCAUAGUGAACGAAAAGUUGUUUGGAUUUAUUGAGGUGGACAUUCAGGUGCCAGACACUUGGGAUCAAGUGAAGUUUAAGCCCGAAACCGAUUAAGAACCAGCUUUAUAUUUCGAAGAAAUGUGUCCAUUGUUCUGUACCACGGAAGU